Molecule: messenger RNA, 1741 nt
Organism: Rhododendron vialii
Lineage: Eukaryota; Viridiplantae; Streptophyta; Magnoliopsida; Ericales; Ericaceae
Product: 4-hydroxy-3-methylbut-2-enyl diphosphate reductase, chloroplastic-like
Exons: 10
Coding region: 186-1565 (459 amino acids)
Biological process (GO): dimethylallyl diphosphate biosynthetic process; isopentenyl diphosphate biosynthetic process, methylerythritol phosphate pathway
Molecular function (GO): 4-hydroxy-3-methylbut-2-enyl diphosphate reductase activity; metal ion binding
Source: RefSeq, a predicted model, not a curated record
UAUUCUUCUACGUAUGGUUUAAAAAAAACACGAAUCACGAGCUUCCCCAAAACUCCGAUAAUACUCGUAUAAAAUAAAAAGACAAAAUCGCACCAUAAUUGAACACGCCCACUCUCUGCCGACCAUCCCCUCCCCGCUCUCUCUCUCUCUCUCUCUCUCUCUCUCUCUCUCUCAUUCAUUUAUCCAUGGCGAUUUCUCUGCAACCGUGUCGUUUCACUACCCGGACCGACCUCUUCGCGCCGGAGACCAGAGUCUUCCGCUGCCGGAAACCUAUCUCCGUCAGAUGCUCCGCCGGCGAGACUCCGUCGGCGUCGGUGGCCGUCGAUUCGGACUUCGAUGCGAAGGUGUUCAGGCAUAACUUGACGAGGAGCGAGAAUUAUAAUCGGAGAGGGUUUGGGCACAAAAAAGAGACUCUUGAGCUCAUGAAUCGCGAGUAUACCAGUGAUAUCAUAAAGACAUUGAAGGAGAAUGGGAAUGAGUAUACUUGGGGAAAUGUGACUGUGAAACUUGCGGAGUCGUAUGGUUUUUGCUGGGGAGUUGAGCGGGCUGUCCAGAUUGCUUAUGAGGCGAGAAAACAGUUUCCUGAGGAGAAGAUUUGGAUAACCAACGAAAUUAUUCACAAUCCCACAGUCAACAAGAGAUUGGAAGAAAUGGAGGUGCAAAACAUCCCUAUUAAGGAUGGGAGUAAACAAUUUGAUGUUGUUGAUAAGGGCGAUGUUGUGGUUUUGCCUGCUUUUGGAGCUGCAGUGGAGGAGAUGAUGGCCUUGAGCGAUAAGAAAGUACAAAUUGUUGAUACAACUUGUCCAUGGGUAUCGAAGGUCUGGACUACUGUUGAAAAGCACAAGAAGGGAGAGUACACGUCUAUUAUUCAUGGGAAAUAUUCUCAUGAGGAGACUAUAGCUACUGCAUCAUUUGCAGGAAAGUAUAUCAUCGUGAAGAGCAUGGCUGAGGCUACAUACGUUUGUGACUACAUUCUUGGGGGUGAUCUUGAUGGAUCUAGCUCAACCAAAGAGGCAUUUUUAGAGAAAUUCAAAUUUGCAGUUUCUAAGGGGUUUGAUCCAGACACUGACUUGGUUAAGGUUGGUAUUGCAAAUCAAACUACAAUGCUCAAGGGUGAAACUGAAGAUAUAGGAAAAUUAGCGGAGAAGACAAUGAUGCGCAAGUAUGGCGUGGAAAACGUCAAUGAGCACUUCAUAAGUUUCAAUACGAUCUGUGAUGCCACUCAAGAGCGACAAGACGCUAUGUAUAAGCUGGUGGAGCAACAGCUGGAUCUUAUGUUAGUUAUUGGGGGGUGGAACUCAAGUAACACGUCUCACUUGCAAGAGAUUGCGGAGGAUCGUGGAAUUCCAUCUUACUGGAUUGACAGUGAGAAGAGAGUCGGUCCCGGAAACAGAAUUAGUCACAAAUUGAUGCACGGUGAGCUGGUUGAGAAGGAGAACUUUUUACCAGAAGGUCCGAUCACAAUAGGGUUGACAUCUGGUGCCUCUACUCCUGAUAAGGUUGUUGAAGAUGUUCUUAUCAAGGUGUUCGACAUAAAGCGUGAAGAAGCUCUGCAACUAGCAUAAGUUGAUGUCUGCUAUUAAUUUCAGAGAGAAUAAUAGUGUUGUAUUCCAUUGAGAUGAAGAUUUCAGAGGAAGUUUCCUAGUGCUGUAUUUUAUUUCGAUGAAUAAUUGAAAAAGUGUACCACAAUCUGUAAUGUAACAUGUACCGCGUUGUAUGUAUAGAAGGUCAUGGUUUUACA